Messenger RNA from Ixodes scapularis (black-legged tick), 1376 nucleotides. RefSeq names its product cytoplasmic dynein 2 light intermediate chain 1. Lineage: Eukaryota; Metazoa; Arthropoda; Arachnida; Ixodida; Ixodidae. Gene Ontology annotation, biological process: intraciliary transport involved in cilium assembly; intraciliary retrograde transport. The coding region runs from base 399 to 1316 and encodes 305 amino acids. Gene Ontology annotation, cellular component: axoneme; ciliary basal body; cytoplasmic dynein complex. The record is from RefSeq and is a predicted model, not a curated record. The transcript is spliced from 13 exons. Gene Ontology annotation, molecular function: dynein heavy chain binding.
ACUCAGUGGCGGCCUUUUUCGCCUUCGCGCUUUCCAUCGUUGGAGCUUUCACUGUUUUUUUUUUUUUUUUUUUUUUUUUUUUCGUUGGGCUGUAGCAAUUGUCGUCAUGGCGACGGGUUUGUACAGCGUAAACAUCUCGCAAUUUCGCACGUUUCGCAGUACGCUGGUACGCUCCGCGUUGUAGACCUUGUAAACUGCCGUGCUGUCGUCGAUCGACUCGACGAUGCCAACGUGAGAAAGCGGACUUUUGAACCCUUCAUGUUUAACGAGCGCAUUGGGAUAACAUUUGGGACGCUGCAAUCGAGCUCCAGAGGAAAGCAAGGCAAGAGGAAUCAUCAAGAAGAAACGAUUCCACGCUGCUGUUUGUAGGAAGCAAACAGAGCGGAAAAACAAGCCUCAUGUAUCGGCUGGUCGACAAGGCUGAAGCACCCAAACCGUCCCUAGCUUUGGAGUACAUUUUUGCGCGGAAAUCCAGAGGAACCAGCACCGUAAAAGAAGUGAGCCAUAUCUGGGAGCUCGCUGGUGGCCUGGCUUCGGCACAUCUGCUCGAGGUGCCUGUCAACAAGAAGUCCCUCCCGGCAUUAUCUGUUGUCCUGGCGGUCGACCUUUCAGCACCCGAGGUGCUGUGUACCUCGACUGAAUCCCUCCUCAAGGUUGUGCGUUCCCGGGUGGCAGCUGUCAUUGAGGAUGCGCAGAGGCUGGACAGGGCUUACGGAGAGGCGGUCCAAGAAGCCGCUGCUGCCAGGAUUCCGGAGGGACAUCCGGACAAAGGCCUCCUGGACGUGUUUCCCGUGCCGCUCGUGAUCGUGGGAACCAAGUACGACAUCUUUGAGAACUUUGAGCCGGAGAAGCGCAAGGCGCUGUGCCGUUUCCUGAGGCACCUGGCUCACGGACAAGGUGCCUCGCUGCUCUUCACCAGUCUCAAGAACGAGGCACUUGCUUCCAGGGCCAAGGCUGCCCUGAGCCAGCUCGCCUUUGGCUCCGGCACCGGGAAGGGUUCCACCGUGGACUACAACAAGCCUCUCAACAUAAUGUUUGGCGAAGAUUCCUUCGAAGCAAUUGAUGGGUCCCACCAAAGCAACACCAAAACUUCGACACUAAUGUCAAACUCAUACAACCUGGUGAAGCAACAGUUCGCAGAUUAUUUCCCGCAAGUGGAGCAGAAAAGUGUUGUUCCCGAAGACCCAGCAAGGGAUCCUUACUUCAAGGAGAAAGACAUCGAUAUCAUGAAGGCCCAAAAAGAGAAAGAGUUGGAGGAUUACCGUAAAACACGGGAGCAAGAAGCAAGGGCGAAGAACCUUCUUGGUUGGGAUUAGAAAUUGGACGCGUUUCACGUGCUCCACUUAGAAAAAAUAAUAAAAUACCAUAUGUUUGUA